AUGAGCGAUGAUUUUGAUUCUUUUUCGGACGAUGAUGAGAUGAAUGGUGAAAUAAACCAAGAUUUCAGUGAAAUUCCUCGAAAAAUACAAGAAAAGUCAGAGAAUGUCUCUUCAGAUGAUUCUUUUUUUGAUGAUACACAGAAUUCAACAAACUAUACAACAGAAAAUGACACACUGAAUCUUCCAAUUACGCACGAAGAAGAAAUUGAUGAAGAAAACUUCUAUCAAGACUCAUUAAGACUAAAUAAUGAGAAUUUUAACGAUAACAUUUAUGACAGUCCUGCAAAUAAUGCCGAAGAAGAAUCAGAAUCCAGACCUCAAUCAUCAUCUUCACAAAAUCAUCCAGUUUUACCUUCAUUAAAGAAAAAAUUAGAACCACUGUCAAAUGACCAUCAGCAUCAACAACAGAGUCUUCCAACCUUGUCUUCAUUGAUUAACUCUCCAAAAGAGCGUGAAAACGAAGACGGAUUCAAAUUUCAAACUGCCCAAGAUACAAGUGUUUAUGAAGAGACACAACCAAAACAGCCAAAGAUAAAAGUCAAAAAAGUACCACAAAAUGACUUAAUUUAUACUAAUGCUCCUUCAAGAACUCCAUUAAAACCAUUAAUUCAAAAACCUUUGACACAGAAACGCAAUUCACAAUCUCAAAUGAACAAAUUACCACCAGUUACUCAAAGUGCUCCUACAGAACUUCAAAAUUCUUCAUUACAUGAAAAUUCUUCCUCAUUAUCUCGUUCUCCAGGCAGUUCAUCACCAAACAGCGCUACAAAUAACGAUGAUAACGAUGGAAAUUCACAAAAAUCUAAGGAACCUCAAGAAGAAGUCUCAAUUAUCGAAUUUGAUCCAACAAAUCCUUCAAAAAUUACAGAGCCAAUAUCUAAAAGUGCCAUGAAGAAUCUUGGAAUCUCAUUCUCAGACCUCUGUUAUCCAUCAGACCAAGAAUUAUCGAAAUACGAAGAUUCUGAACUCCGAAGUAUCGUAAAAUCCAAAUUGGAGCACAGAGUUGACAAUGCCAUUAGAGAUGUAGCUCAAGAACGUCAAAGAUUGAUCAAAAGGAACCAACAAAAUACGAUCAUGAUGACAAGAUCUGCUCCACCUGAACUAAACAACAACGACAACUUCAUAGAACUUGAAAGAGCAAGAAUGGCCAAGCUACAACAUGUCAGAAACAAGUCUGUCGAACAAGUUAUAUUUUCUUUAGUAAUGAUGAACAAAAACGAUGAAAUUCAAGAGCAGGAAGAGCGAAGAAUGGAAGAAUUCAAUCGUUUACGUCAACAAAAGAUCGAAGAAAAGAAAAAGAAAGAAGAUGAAAAAGUGACAAAAGUUUUUGAAGAAAAAGAAAAUUUGAUCAACCAAAAAACGAUGAAAAACGCAUUAGUUGUUGAACAGACCAAACAAAGACUAGACAGUUUCGAACAGAAGAAACAACAAGAAGAAAUUGAGAGGAAAAGAAAAUUUGAAGAAAUUGAAUUGGAAAGACAAAGACACAAAAUAAUGGCCGAAGAUUUGGAAAGAAAAGAAAGGGAAGAAAAAGAAAAAAAUUUCUUAGAAAAGUCACUUUUUGAACAAAGUAAAAUGGGAAAAUUUCGGGAGAUGAAAACACAAGAACUCAAACAACAAAGAAUCAAAUCACAACAGAGAAGUGAAGAAGAAAGAAAAAGAGUUUUAGAAGCCCAGAAAAAAGUUGAUGAAUUAAUUGACAAAAAACGUGAAAAAACUGAACAAAAAAUUCAGAGACAAGAAAAAGAAUUUGAAAAGAUCAUGGAACAAAGAGAGCAGAAGAGGUCAGAACUUAAAGAAAGAGAGCUAAUUAAGAUAAACAGGGCGAAACAGAACAAGAAAGAAAUUGACCAAAAUGAUCAACAAAGAAAAAAAGAAAAAAUUUUGACAAUUCAACAAAAAUCAAUUGAAGCUCAAAAACAACAAGAAAUUGAGCGAAAAAGACACAGAUUCUCAGAACUAACACUGAAUGAACUUAAACAUGAAGACCAAAGGAUCAUCCUCGAAAGAAGAGAAAGACAGAGCCAACAACUCCUCAAAGAACAAGAAGAACAAUACCAACAAAGAAUGUAUCAGUUACAAAAUAUGCAGAAUCAAAGAGAAAUGAUGAGAAUGAAGAACCAAAGAUUGAGAGUUCAGCUGGAAAUGGAAAAAGAAAAGAUGUUGGAAACAACAAUGGGAAACAACGCUGGUUUGAAGAGAACUUCUUCAGACAAAUUAAGGAAAUUGGCUGAAUCUAUGGGAAUAAACUAUGACGCAAUAGAACAGAGAGCAAUGAAAAUGUCUAGACAAAGAAAUACUAGCUCAGUAGAUUCAAUUAACGAAAGAUCAAGAAAAUAA
This is a messenger RNA of Trichomonas vaginalis G3, 2340 nucleotides long. RefSeq lists its product as uncharacterized. The coding region runs from base 1 to 2340 and encodes 779 amino acids. The transcript has a single exon. NCBI's taxonomy places the organism in Eukaryota, Parabasalia, Trichomonadida, Trichomonadidae. The record is from RefSeq and is a predicted model, not a curated record.